Sodiomyces alkalinus F11 is the source of this 522-nucleotide messenger RNA. RefSeq lists its product as hypothetical. The transcript has 8 exons. The record is from RefSeq and is a predicted model, not a curated record. Bases 1 to 522 code for a protein of 173 amino acids. Lineage: Eukaryota; Fungi; Ascomycota; Sordariomycetes; Glomerellales; Plectosphaerellaceae.
AUGCUCAUCGACUACACUCACAUUACGUCCAACGUCCAGCCAGAGGCUUCCUUGGCCACGCCAAAUGAAAUCCUUCGCGGCUACUUCACUGCACCUAACCCAUUUUCAUUUUCUUCGGCCAACUCAUCCGCGCUGCCCCCUGAGAAUAACGAACAACUUCCCGCGUUUAAUCCAAUCUACUCCGUCCGUUGGCGCUUUUUCAUCCCAACGAGCAAGACGUCUCUCAUCCACUUUCUCCUGGCCGUCCAAAAGAUUGACCUGAGUCUGGUGCCCGCCAACACGACGUGCCUGCAGAUACAAGCCUGGAAUCAUGUCCCCAUGAGUCUAGGCUCCACCCCUGCCUCCCGACUUCAUGCGUGGAGCUUCAUCCACCUAAGACUAGCUGCAGUGGCUGUAAAAUUGGCGCCGCCGUACAUCCUAGUCGACCGAAAACCCAUCAAGGGACAGUCCUCCAAGGACGCAGAGACCAGAAGGCUAGGCUACGGGGAAGACGGGAGGGAAUGGCAGACCGCAAAACAAUGA